AUGACAAUAUCCUCAAUGACCAAUGCCUCCCCGAACACCACUCUGGAUGACGAAACGGCAAACGAGGGUCAAGACAGUGCCUUCAUUCGUGAUACAAUUCAUAUACCCUCGAACGAGUCUCUACCACAUGACGAAGAUCGCGUUCAGCGCUCAGUAAUCAAAGGGAUCGAACAUCUCGAUACGCCAACCAGUACGAACGACAACACUAUCUCGACAGACCUGGAUCAAAAUGGAAGUCAGGAGGCGGAACAGUUGUACAUACAAGUGAUGGAGACCAGUUUGAAGGUGUUAGGAGCCGAGCAUGUCUCGACGCUCACUAUCAUGGCCCACCUGGCGUCGACAUACAGGAGUCAAAGGCGGUGGAAAGAAGCGGAAGAGCUGGACGCGAGACUAUUGGAGGCCAGAAUGAGGGUGCUCGGUGCGGAGGGUCUCUGA
Cladophialophora psammophila CBS 110553 is the source of this 435-nucleotide messenger RNA. RefSeq lists its product as uncharacterized. Lineage: Eukaryota; Fungi; Ascomycota; Eurotiomycetes; Chaetothyriales; Herpotrichiellaceae. Gene Ontology annotation, molecular function: protein binding. The record is from RefSeq and is a predicted model, not a curated record. The transcript has a single exon. The coding region runs from base 1 to 435 and encodes 144 amino acids.